AUGGCGCCCCGAAGCAUUCUGCUGUCGCAAUGGCGGGCAGCUUCCUCCAGGCUCCAACCAGCCGCGGCCGCCUCUCUGCCUGCCUUUGCCGCUCGCUACAGCUCUUCCCGCUCCUCGACCUCAGCCAUCGCCUACAAGGCAUUGCGCCGUCGUCAAGCUCCUUUGCCCACCAAUGAGGCACCCCCUGCGUGGUCGGCUCAGGCCGCAGUGUCCAACAUCCUCUACGAGACCCCCUCGCCAUCCAUGGCCCCUCCGAAGCGUCACAUCCUGAACUGUCUCGUCCAGAACGAGCCCGGUGUGCUCUCCCGUGUGUCCGGGAUUCUGGCUGCCCGCGGCUUCAACAUCGACUCCCUGGUCGUCUGCAGUACCGAAGUUGCCGACUUGUCCCGCAUGACCAUCGUCUUGACCGGCCAGGACGGCGUCGUCGAGCAGGCCCGCCGCCAGCUGGAGGACCUGGUUCCCGUCUGGGCCGUGCUCGACUACACCAGUGCCGCUCUCGUGCAGAGAGAGCUGCUCCUCGCCAAGAUCAACAUCCUGGGUCCCGAGUACUUCCAGGAGCUGUGGGCUCACCACCGCGAGAUUACCGCCGAGAUUGAGGGCGAGGGCGCCUCUGCUUCUCAGGAGGGAUCUCCUGACCAUGCUCCUUCGCUCGGCGAGACAUCCGAGGACUUCCACCCCAGCCGACUCGCGCCCAGUGAGGCCUUGCGAUUGAAGCACGAGCAUCUGAAGAGCAUCACCUACUUUGCGCACCAGUUUGGAGGCAAGGUACUGGACAUCAGCAACAGCAGCUGCAUUGUCGAGAUCUCUGCGAAGCCAAACCGAAUCGACUCGUUCCUGAAGCUGAUCGGCCCAUUCGGCAUUCUCGAGUCUGCUCGGACUGGAUUGAUGGCUAUGCCACGGUCACCUCUCUAUGGACCCAAGGAUGAGAACAGCAUCAAGGAGGCUGAUGACGUUGUUGACGCCAGCCAGCUGCCCCCUGGAUAA
This is a messenger RNA of Diaporthe batatas, 984 nucleotides long. Its product is annotated as acetolactate synthase regulatory subunit. Gene Ontology annotation, cellular component: acetolactate synthase complex; mitochondrial nucleoid. NCBI's taxonomy places the organism in Eukaryota, Fungi, Ascomycota, Sordariomycetes, Diaporthales, Diaporthaceae. The coding region runs from base 1 to 984 and encodes 327 amino acids. The transcript is spliced from 2 exons. Gene Ontology annotation, molecular function: acetolactate synthase regulator activity. The record is from RefSeq and is a predicted model, not a curated record. Gene Ontology annotation, biological process: branched-chain amino acid biosynthetic process.